AAUGAAGUAAUCACUAAAAAUUAAAUAGUAGAUAAUAUCGUAAUGAACAUAGGCUAGGCAAAUUUGUUCAAAUAAAUAUUAAUAUUAUAUUUGUAUAUUACCAUCAAAUAGAUGUUUUGAAUCGUUCUUUGCACUAGUCAUUCCUAAUACAUUGAAUUAAUUUUGAAAGCAGAAAAUAUAUAAACAUGAUUCAGUUAAUAUUUUAAUUGACGAUAAAUAGUUGGAAAUAUUGAAUUUUGUAAGUGAUUAAAAAUCUGAUUAAUAAUUAUUAUAAAAACGAUAAAAGGAUUUUUAAAUGGUAAAUUAUAAAUAUUUAUAUUCAAAUGAUACAAAUAAAAAUUAAUAAAGUGACGUACGAUGCAUGCGUUGAUUAUCAUAUUUAAUACAAUAAAAUUAUGAUAAAAUAAAGAUUGCGAAAAGUCGAUUGAUCGGACAUCUAGUAGCUGUAUAUAAAAUUAUUGUGAUGGUAGACAUAUUAGAAGAGAUUCUUGAUAAAUUGAGCAUCAACGGUAUCUACGUUAAAUAUAACACAUUUCUUUUGUAGUGUUUUUCGACCUUUAUCGCAUAACAUAAAAAGUAUUUCAAAAAUACAAUUUAUCAAUGAAACUAUAUUCAGUUUUUCUACGCUGCUCACAGCGUUACUUUUCGACUGAAUCACAACGAAAUAUAAACGCCAUCAAGUUCGAACAUCUGAGGCCGGAAGUGGUACUUAGUAAAGAAAAUCGGAAAUCCUUUAUUGAGAAAUUCAAGAGUGGUAUAAUUCCGGAGAGAUAUGAUUCCAAACGCAUAGAUAGCAAUACAACUCAAGCUGCUGUUUUAAUACCAUUAUGUACGAAUAAAGGAGAGCUAGGUUUCAUAUAUACUUUAAGAUCUACAAAAGUAACUGCGAAUCGUGGACAAGUCUCAUUUCCUGGUGGUAUGUAUGACAAGAAAGAUUCUAACCUGGAAGAAACUGCAUUACGUGAAACAUGGGAAGAACUUAAAAUUCCAAAAAAGAAAAUCGAUAUUUGGACUUCCGGUAAUAUAUUCGAUAAACAGAAUGUCAAGGUUUUGCCUGUUUUCAGUUAUGUUGGCGAAAUUGAUCCUGAAAAACUUCAAAUUAAUACAGAUGAAGUAGAAGAAGCUUUUUUUUUCAGUUUGAGAAAUCUUUGCGAUCUUUCAUUGUGUCGGUUUACUCAUUUCCGUGACAGUUACACUUUACCUGUUUAUUUGGGUGGGAAAUAUCGCGUUUGGGGUUUUACUGCAGCAUUAACACAUAUGGUUUUAAGUGCUCUUGUACCUGAUAUUUAUAAACUUGAAUUCAUUUCGUUACCAAAAAUUUUACCACAAAAAAAAGGAUAAAAA
Messenger RNA from Apis cerana (Asiatic honeybee), 1344 nucleotides. RefSeq names its product mitochondrial coenzyme A diphosphatase NUDT8. Gene Ontology annotation, molecular function: coenzyme A diphosphatase activity. Lineage: Eukaryota; Metazoa; Arthropoda; Insecta; Hymenoptera; Apidae. The record is from RefSeq and is a predicted model, not a curated record.